GUGAAGCCUGUGCAGGAAUGAAGAAUAUGCAAGUGUGAAAUACGCCAGUGCGUCCUUGUUGCCGCAUGUUCCGGCACUGCUCCCGCCUAUUGUCCCAUGGGUCCGCUUCGGUCUUGUCCCUCUGGCCAACCCGCACUCAAUCACAACCGCCGGGAUCGGUUGACAUCACCCAGACGGUGUGGUCGAGACGUUGCCGGGCAUGUCAAGUUCAAGGCCCUAUUACCUCCACAUCGUCCCCGUCUUCUCGCCCCAUCCCUCUCCACUGCAGCAGAGCCCUGCCACCGCCAACAGGCCAAGGUACUGCUCAUGCAAAAUGUCUGCGCUUCCGCCGAUCCCACAGCAUCUUUCCUUCAGCCAGGUCUCAGGCUCCACCGAGAGCUUCACACAACUGUCGCAAGAGACCCUCGACCGGCGUCUGUCGCUCUUCAACCAAAGGUCGUCUCUCUACCGCAACAAAACAGCAAUGCUCGAGCCGCGCGAGUCCCUGCUCGAAGAAGACGAAGCUGGCAUCGUCGGGGCCCCGGCCUCAACCGAUGUCCUGGUCGACUCGGUGGCUCUCGGUGAUCUCAAUGAAAAGCACAACCAAGUGCUGCUCCAUGCCGUCCAGGUUCUGAAGAAUCGCUAUGUGCCGAGACGAGAAAGCAACCUUCCGGGCAUUGUGUCGGCAUUGACCAAGUUUCAGAUCAGGACGGCAGACAAGCGGACAGCCCGGGACAGGUGGAACUAUGCCAUCAAUUCGACUCUGGCUGCCAUCCGAUCGAUCCAGGCAUUCCGGGUGGUUGAGCCUCGCUUCGUGUCUGGCAAGCCCGUCGGUGCCUUCAGUACCGGAACCUCAUAUACCGCACACAAGAUCGGCUUCUUCAUGGACGACUAUCGCACUCAGAGCCAUCAGUUUGUCUGCCAUCUCUCCAACGAGACACGCCAUGCCCUGCAAAAGGAACCCAGCGAGUACACCAAGCGAGACACCGAGCUUAUAUUUCGCCUGACCUCGACCAUGCCUGCCUUUGCAAAAUAUACGCUGCCGGUGCGCAAGGCCCUCAGCAAGGUUACCAAGUUCGAACUGUACAAGCAGGGUCGAGUGAUUGUCCGGGAAGGACACGAGGCCGAGAACUUUUACUUCAUCAUCAGCGGGCAGGUCGAAGUUCGCAAGAAUAUGGAGGGCCAGUCGGUGCUCUUGAACAUAUUAAAGAGCGGAGACAGCUUUGGCGAGCUUGCUCUGCUCCAGAAUGUCAAGCGUGCAGCGACAGUCAUUACCCUCAUGGACACUGAGUUUCUUCGUGUCAACAAAGGCGACUUUCUUGAUGUGCUGAAGAGUGAGUCCGAGCGUGAUCUGACCGAGAGGCUGGAGCUCCUCGAAUCGAUUCCGCUGUUCAAGAUGUUCUCCAAGUCGGCUCUCAUUCAUCUGGCUGCCACCAGUCAGUCACGAGACUACAUGGCCAACCAGACAAUCAUUACCGAAGGCGAUUUCCCCCAGAGCAUCGUCAUAAUCAAGGACGGCCAUUGUCGACUCCUGAAAGCAGUUCGUUUCCUCAGCAUACCCUGUUCGAAAGAAUACCCAGAUCGGCGGCAACUCAUGCCCUUUCCCGAGGAAGUCGAGACCUCGAGCCGAUCAAUCCAGACAAAGGACCCGCACACCGAGACCUUUAUCACCGGAACCAGCUUCAUCGAAUCCGGGCCACAGAUUCGGUCCGUGGACAAGAUACUCAAGAUAAAGGACUGUACAAACGGAGACUACUUUUUUGACGUUGCUGCCGUCGUCGCCUUAGGGGCCCCGAAUGUGAUCCGAGCCACGGCCCUGAACUUCCGGCAGCAACUACACGCCAAGCGAAGCCCGUUUUCGAUUGUGUCGUCCACGAGGGUCAAAGCCGUCUUGGUCAGCCAAAACGAGUUCAUCCGCCUGGUGGGCACUGAAAUAGCCUACCAGAUCGGGCACAAGUACCUGUCGGACGCUGUCGAUCUGUGGUCGAUCCAGAAACUGCAGCGCGAGUACUUGCGGUCGCGCGGAUGGAAGCUCUACAAGCAACGACUUAUGGAUGAUCUGCUGUGGCAACGGAAGCUCAAAUCGCGGCCCCGAGAGCACGAAGCCCUUCCCCGCAUUGCCUAGAACUGAUCAGCAGUCGGUAAUCGGGUCCGCACCGCUUCUCGGAGGCGGCAUUCGAUUGCAGAUAAUGGAGCGGGGUAUUCGAUCUCGGGAUGCUGGAGGAUAAACACA
Polychytrium aggregatum is the source of this 2212-nucleotide messenger RNA. RefSeq lists its product as uncharacterized. The record is from RefSeq and is a predicted model, not a curated record. NCBI's taxonomy places the organism in Eukaryota, Fungi, Chytridiomycota, Chytridiomycetes, Polychytriales. The transcript is spliced from 6 exons. The coding region runs from base 200 to 2104 and encodes 634 amino acids.